ACUGCUGACCACUCAACUCCUUUUCAUACCUCUCUUUCUCUUUCUCUCUCAAACUUUCCUCCUCUAGGUGAAGUUGAAGUUCAUUUUCAUCUUCUUUAACUUUUUUGCUUUAAUUUUUUGCAUUAAUCUUUUCUGAAACCUCCAUUAAAAUCCACCAGAGCAGGUGAUUUCUGCAUUUAACUGUGUGGAGUUCAUCAGUUCUUGGAUAGUUGUUUGGUAGAAGUUCAAUGGGUAACCUCAAGCUAGGAGUUGAUGUAGUGGGUGCUCAUGAUCUUAUGCCAAAAGAUGGGCAGGGCUCAGUCAGUGCUUUUGUAGAGCUUCACUUCAAUAAUCAAAGAGUCUGUACCACGACUAAGGAGAAGGACCUCAAUCCUGUUUGGAACGAGAGCUUCUACUUCAACGUAUCGGAUCCGAAAAGUCUGUCUAGCCUUGCUCUUGAGGCGUUUAUCUUUUCGAAUCCGAAAGCCAGCAUCAACUCCAAGCCUUCCUUUCUAGGAAAAGUUCGUCUUACUGGGUCCUCGUUUGUCCCUUAUGCCGAGGCUGCUGUUUUUCACUAUCCUCUGGAGAAACGAGGCAUUUUCUCACGAAUCAAAGGAGAGCUUGGCCUUAAGGUCUAUGUAACUGAUGAUCCUUCUAUUAAGCUUUCGAAUUUACUUCCUGCAGUUGAUUCUUCUGUGGAAAAGGAUCCUCCUCCUGUUCCAAUCACAUCUGAACACCAAUCAACAGUAAGAAGAGUUCCAAAGUUUAUAGCGAGUCUAUUUUCUACUGACAAAACCGAAUCGAGACAGACAUUCCAUCACCUUCCGAAUGCGAAGCAGCCUCAGCAGGAGCACCAGCAUCAUACUGUAUCACCAGUUAGUGCGCCAUCUGUGAUUGAUGGAAAAUAUGGUAUGACUUCUGAGCUAAUGGCUGCAAAUGCUGGUCACAUGUACCCUGGAUCAUCAUUUCCAUAUGAUGAUUAUUCAGUUAGAGAGACGAGUCCUUACCUCGGCGGUGGGAUGAUUGGUCGUUUUGCUCUUGGAGACAGACCUACAAGCACCUAUGACCUUGUAGAAAAGAUUCAUUAUCUUUUUGUUCGAGUUGUGAAAGCCCGUGAUCUUCCUACCAAGGAUUUAACGGGAGGCUUGGAUCCUUAUGUUCAAGUGAAACUAGGGAACUUCAAGGGAACAACUAAGCAUUAUGAGAAAAAUUCAAGUCCUGAAUGGAAUGAGGUAUUUGCCUUCGCAAGGAUGGAUGUGCAAUCAACAGUGCUGGAAGUUUCUCUUAAAGACAAAGAUACGUUAAAAGAUGAUUGUGUUGGACGUUUGUACAUUGAUCUUCAUGAAGUUCCUACUCGAGUUCCACCGGAUAGUCCAUUGGCUCCAGAAUGGUAUCGUCUCGAAGACAAGAAUAGAUCAAAGAAAAAGGGAGAAUUAAUGCUUGCUGUAUGGUAUGGCACACAAGCUGACGAGGCUUUUCCAGAUGCCUGGCAUUCAGAUGCUCUCUCUCCCGAUGGCACUUCGGUUAUCCCAGUGCAUACUCGCUCAAAAGUUUAUCAAUCACCGAGAUUGUGGUAUGUCCGAGUCAAUGUUGUUGAAGCUCAAGAUUUGGUUUUACAAGAAAAUUCACGUUUCCCUGAUGCCUAUGUGAGGGUUCAAAUUGGCAGCCAAAUUUUAAGAACAAAAGCCGUGCAAACUCGAACAAUGAAUGCCUUGUGGAAUGAAGAUCUUAUGUUUGUUGCAGCUGAACCCUUUGAUGAUCAUUUGAUCCUUUCGGUUGAAGACCGUGUUGGCCCCAACAAAGAUGAAACGCUAGGGAGGGUUGUUAUUCCACUGAUUUCUGUCGAAAAGCGUGCUGAUGCUCGACCAAUCCACAGCCGAUGGUACAAUCUUAUGAAGUCUGAGUCAGAUGCCGUGGAAGAAGGGGAGGGAAAGAAAGAAAAGGAUAGGUUCCAUAGUAGAAUCCAUCUUCGCAUUUGCCUGGAGGGUGGAUAUCAUGUGCUGGAUGAGUCAACUCAAUAUAGUAGUGACCUUAGACCCUCAUUGAAGCCACUUUGGAAGCCACCAAUUGGGAUAUUGGAGCUUGGCAUCCUGGGCGCUGAUGGACUUCACCCAAUGAAAACUAGGAACGGAAAGGGUACAACUGAUGCAUUUUGUGUAGCAAAGUAUGGCCAGAAAUGGGUCCGAACUCGAACAAUAAUCAACAACUUGAGUCCAAAGUACAAUGAGCAGUACCAUUGGGAGGUUUUUGAUCCUGCCACAGUCCUAACCGUGUGUCUUUUUGAUAAUGGUCACAUUGGUGAAUCCAACAAUAACAAAGACAUGAAAAUUGGGAAGAUUCGAAUCCGUAUUUCGACUCUUGAAACUGGUCGCAUAUACACACAUGUGUAUCCAUUACUUGUUCUUCAGCCUUCUGGUGUCAAGAAGAUGGGUGAACUGCACCUUGCCCUGCGAUUUAUAUGUCCAUCGGUAGCAAAUUUGAUGUUUAUGUACUCAAAACCCCCAUUGCCAAAAAUGCAUUACAUAAGGCCAUUGUCUGUGGUUCAGCAGGAAGCGCUGCGACAUCACGCAGUUAACAUAAUAGCAGCUCGACUUAGCCGAGCAGAACCUGCCCUUGGAAAAGAGGUAGUUGAGUACAUGUCUGAUGUAAACUCCCAUCUUUGGAGCAUGAGGAGAAGCAAGGCUAACUUCUUCAGGAUCGUAUCGGUUUUUUCGGGACUAUUCAUGAUCGGAAAAUGGUUUGGAGAAGUGUGCAUGUGGAAAAACCCCAUUACUACAGGACUUGUUCAUCUUCUGUUUGUGAUGCUAGUUUGUUAUCCAGAGCUGAUCUUCCCCACAAUUUUCCUCUACAUGUGUCUUGUAGGAAUUUGGAACUGGCGGUACCGCGCUCGGAACCCUCCACACAUGGACACAAAAAUCUCUUAUGCAGAGGCAGUGAGCCCCGAUGAGCUCGACGAAGAAUUCGACUCGUUUCCAACGAGUAAAAACGCAGACAUAGUCCGAAUGAGGUAUGAUCGGAUGAGAAGUUUAGCAGGCAGAAUCCAGUCGGUGGUCGGGGACGUAGCUACUCAAGGGGAGCGAAUUCAGGCGCUGUUAAACUGGCGAGAUCCUCGUGCAACAACCAUAUACAUAAUAUUCUGCUUCAUUGCUGCUCUAGUGUUUUAUGUAACGCCUUUUCAGAUGCUAUCCCUUGUGACCGGUUUCUAUGUGAUGAGGCAUCCCAGGUUCAGGAACAGAAUGCCAUCGGCGCCAAUGAACUUCUUCCGCAGGCUGCCUGCUAGGACGGAUAGUAUGUUGUAAUCUGAGCUGCUGCAGUGAUGAUGUCUUGAUAAUCAUUAUGUUGUGUUCUUCAUUUGGGUUGUGCUACGUUCUGUAUGGAGUUUUGAUGGUAAAUAAUGACUUAUGGUUUGACUUAAAAUGCAUAUUAGGAUUCAAUCAACAAGAAGUUGGCACGUGGA
Messenger RNA from Cucurbita pepo subsp. pepo (vegetable marrow), 3436 nucleotides. RefSeq names its product FT-interacting protein 3-like. The record is from RefSeq and is a predicted model, not a curated record. NCBI's taxonomy places the organism in Eukaryota, Viridiplantae, Streptophyta, Magnoliopsida, Cucurbitales, Cucurbitaceae.